This is a messenger RNA of Pseudo-nitzschia multistriata, 3405 nucleotides long. The record is from the annotation of a GenBank genome assembly. Lineage: Eukaryota; Bacillariophyta; Bacillariophyceae; Bacillariales; Bacillariaceae.
UUACAGUACAGUACAGUAAGGUACGUAAUACGAAAAAUACGAAAAACCAACCAAAACUCUUCGUUACAACAGCAUGACGCGCUUGAUCUUCGCACUGAUUGAGACGAAACUGUUUCAUUUAAGUCGUACGCUUCAUCGAAGAGCUUCGCAGAAAAACAAAGCAUACCAAUAUAUCUCUAUCUUGUCUUACUUUUCCAGGGACAGGCUCCGAACUGAGUAGAUAGAAAGCAAAUGCAAGGGAGACAUAGCCUUUCACUAUCUACAGUACUCGUACCAUGGCGUCUUUCCUAGAACAGAACAAGGAAUUUGUUCUCAAGCUCUACAUCAAAACUUCUGAUGGUAAGUAACGUAAUUCCCGACCCUAGAGAUGAACUACAACUACAACCAUGGUGAACUGUCUCCGGUUGGCUUAACAGCUUUUUUGGUUCGUGCUGUUCCGGCUUUUAUGAAACCCUUUCCCUGGUGUUUAUGAUCCCCAACACUUGUUGUCGCCUUACUCUGUACUUGACACCUUGAACAUCGCACAGGAGAAACUCGAAUUCGAAGGGUGUGUUUGCCCCGCAUCGCGGAUAAGUAUGGCACAAGCGUAUCGUACGAAGAAUUGGUUGGAUUAGUCCUUGUUUUUACAUUUCCGGAAGAAGAUUCAUCAACAAGGGAUACGAAGAAAUAUUUGGUGUCUCUCACGUACUACGACGAUGAAAAGGACCUGAUCACGGUUGGAUCAACGGAAGAACUCAUGGAUGCCAUUGAAUUGUUUGCGGGACAGAAAUUCAUGAGAAUUACAACCUGUGUGAAACCCAAAAAGUCUUGUCAUGGAUCACCGACUUCUGCUUCGUCUGCGAAUGUAAGCGAUGGCGCUUCCCCUUCUUCCCCCGAUCGUGGUGGGUCGGACGUCAAGCAUCUCCCGCCUCCUCCCGUGAGGAUGAUUCUCGAGACCUUCUCCGGAAUUCUUGCCAAAGCUGCCCACGAACUCCCAGAAAUGGCGACUCACUUUCAACCCGGGUCAAGCCACAGGUCCAACAAGAAGACACAAACUCCUUCGUCUAGUGCGCCUAAGGAAGCAGAACCAUUUGUUGAUGAGACGAACGGAACUCCACCCAGUUCUUCCACAAAGAGACCACCUGUCCCUUCAUUUAGUUCCUCCACAAGAAAGCCGCCUCCAACCUCGUGCAGUGCUUUUGACAGGAAGCCACCUCCCAAGUCUAGUCGAAAGAAGGUGCGGGAGGACAACAAGGGAACCAAGGUUUCGAAAGGAGCAAGGGGAUCAAAAGCACCACCUUCUCGUGAUAGUGCGAUUUCUACCCCUAAAACCAAUGCCAGUAAGGAAGGAGCUAGUUCUAAGCGCGCCUCUCCGCAUUCCAAAAACGUGGGUCGGUGUGGAUCCCCGGGUACCACUAAGGAGCCAAGCCCAAAAGCAGGAGCUGAGAAGCCCUUCAUUCAUGGGAGGCACACCUGUGAUGGUUGUCUUACCACCCCCAUUGUUGGGAAUCGCUACCGUGCGACAAACCUUCCGGAUUACGAUUUGUGCCAGCACUGUUAUCAUAACUACAAGGGCAGCGAGAUCAAAUUCAAACCCAUGGAACUACGUCGUGACGUCGCUUUCCAGGCCCGUUGGCACCACCGCUAUGAAAUGAACGUCACAGCGAUGAAGAGGCGAAACCGACGACGUCAUUCUCGAUCUCGUGGAAAAGAUCGGUGCGGAGCUCACGAGUGUACCAAUCCUGGGUCCGAAAGGAGCCCUACCUCGCUUCCUGUGUCUAACGAUUGUGAUACUGGUGUCAUCCGAGACGAAACCAACUCGGAAUCACCUGUUGAUGCUGCUGCCGGGUUCGAUGAUUUCGACACUCUAUUGAAAGAAGCUAUUCGACGAAGCCUCGAUGAUGUUGUACAGAACUCUUUCAGUGGGAAGAGCGAAGAAUCUAGCGAGCUCGAAAAGGAAACUGCUGAGUUUUCCAACGAGGAAUGUGCUCUCGGAGAUCAAUCCAGAAAAGGUAGCAGUUUAGUCAAAGGUGAAAUUUCUCCUUCUGUCGAGAUGGUAGAACUUAAAACUACCAUUUCCAAAGACGAACAUACCGCUUGCACUGCCAAUAUUGUCUCGCGAAAACCAUCUAAAGACACCGAGGAUGAAAGUAUUUGCAAAUACCAAGGCUCCAAGAAUGAGAGCAGUAAUGCCAAGGGUGAUAUUCCACUUUUUUUGGACACUGUCGAGUCCAAAACCUCCGAUUGCGUAGAUACUGCUUGUGAUGUUGAAAACAAAGUCGAAGGCGAGAACGUUGAAAAGACUACCAAAAAAGAAGAAUGCGAACGCGGAAAGGAGGAGAGUGCCGCGAAAUGUCAAAGUUCCAACGAAGAGAACAGUUUCGCGAAGGGUGAUAUCCCUCGUUCUGUGGAAAUCAUUGAACAAGACACGACUGGGAAAGAAACCCCCCCUUGCGACGAAUCAACCUUGGAUAACUCUAGCGAGGUAGAGAAGGCCAAUAUUGUCAAGACUAUGGAACGGGCGAUGGACGCGACUUCCGUUGAUUCGGAGAAACUUCUCGCGGAGACCAGAGGAAACGAUGCUUCCCCUUCUCCUGUUGCCAAAACCUCUAAGAACAAACACAGCGAGUCCCCCUUUUCGAAGCGAAGUCUCAGGGACGAAUCAUUUGCUUCCGAUGCAGUGGGCAUUGGCGAUGUUGCAGAAAUGGUGGGCAAAACCCUAGACAUGGUGGCCGGAGAAAUCAGUGAGAUGCUGUGUGACGAUGACGAAGGUUCGGUUUUUGACGGCGACGAAAGUGCCACAUCCAGCAAAUGCACGAACGACGAGACCGAAAGGGGAGAACUUAUUCUGAACCCUGGCGAUGAGACGACCGAGGAGAAGGCCGACGAGGACGAUUGGAGUGUUGUGAAGUCUGUCGGAACAAACGGAACCACGGAAUCUCAAAGAAUUGGCCAAGCCACUCAGAUGCUCGGAUCUGCACUCUUUAACAGCGACAUUCAGACUUCGGAGGAAAACGCGUCUAGCAUGAUGGCAUCAGGUUCUUCGUUCUCGGUUCCGAGUUCUGUUCCCACCGACCUCGGAACCGUCCAUUCGAGCGUCUCGAGGCCGCGGCACGCCACCCGGUGGGCUGGCGAGCUCGAAAAGCUCCGGGAACUUGGAUUCGACAACGAAGAAAAGUGUAUCCGGAUCCUCGAACGACUUGAAGGAUUAUCGGAUACGAAGUUGAAGUCGAUCGAAACGACAGAACUUAUUGGUAUGGUGGUCAGCGAGAUUCUAGAGGAAGAAUGAAUAAGAACUGAUUGUCCAGUACUCAUAUUUGGAUUAUGAAUAUGUAAAUUGUUCAUGAAAAGUUGGCAACAGCCAAUAGAGGACGAUUAAUAUUAAAUUACUAUCUCAGUAAUUACUUCUACUAACUUUACCAAACC